Molecule: messenger RNA, 2823 nt
Organism: Pistacia vera
Lineage: Eukaryota; Viridiplantae; Streptophyta; Magnoliopsida; Sapindales; Anacardiaceae
Product: conserved oligomeric Golgi complex subunit 3
Exons: 24
Coding region: 128-2473 (781 amino acids)
Biological process (GO): intracellular protein transport; Golgi organization; intra-Golgi vesicle-mediated transport
Cellular component (GO): membrane; COG complex; cis-Golgi network
Source: RefSeq, a predicted model, not a curated record
GUCCUCUCGUUCAAUUCAAGUCUUCAAGGACAGUAGAAGCUACAAGCCUACAAACAAAUGCUAACUUACCGGAGAACGUAAACGAGCUCCCUCUCUUAAUCAAACCAAUAAAAAUUUAUUUAAAAAAAUGGCAACCAAAUCAACUCCUCCAAGUCUCCCAAAAUCUGGAGCCGUCUCCAAAGGUUACAACUUCGCUUCUACUUGGGAACAGAAUGCUCCUCUAUCAGACCAACAGCAAUCGGCUAUACUCACUCUGUCUCAUGCUGUCGCUGAGCGUCCAUUUCCUCUCAAUUUGGUUCAAGAGAAUGUCCACGGCCAGGACAAUGGCUUAUCCGUGGCUACCAAAGACUACAAGUUUGGAGAUUCUGACACUAUCGAAGCUGUUUUGGUCAAUACGAAUCAGUUUUAUAAGUGGUUUACAGAUCUUGAAUUAGCUAUGAAAUCCGAGACAGAGGAGAAAUACCGGCAUUAUGUUAACACAUUGACGGAGCGUAUACAAACAUGUGAUGAUAUUCUUGGUCAAGUGGAUCAGACACUUGAUUUGUUUAAUGAACUACAGCUUCAGCACCAUGCAGUAGCAACAAAGACAAAAACUCUUCAUGAUGCAUGUGAUCGAUUGGUAAUAGAGAAACAAAGACUGAUUGAGUUUGCAGAAGCACUUCGGAGUAAGCUCAAGUAUUUUGACGAAUUGGAGAAUAUUGCUACCAAUUUUUAUUCUCCAAACAUGAAUGCUGGAAAUGGAAACUUUCUCCCGCUGCUCAAACGUCUUGAUGAGUGCAUAUCGUAUGUUGAGAGUAAUCCCCAAUAUGCAGAAUCAAGUGUUUAUUUGCUCAAAUUUCGACAACUCCAGUCUCGAGCCCUGGGCAUAAUCCGCUCUUAUGUACUUUCUGUUCUCAAAAGUGCUUCAUCUCAGGUCCAAGCAGCAAUCCGGAGCAGUGUUGGUAGCAAAACAUCUGUUUCUGAGGGUGUAGAGGCUUCUGUGAUCUACGUCCGUUUCAAGGCAGCAGCAAGUGAGCUUAAGCCAGUGUUGGAGGAAAUUGAAAGCAGAUCUUCGAGAAAAGAGUAUGCUCAGAUCCUCGCAGAAUGCCACAAAUUGUAUUGUGAACAGAGGCUUUCCUUGGUCAAAGGUAUAGUCCAGCAGCGGAUAUCUGAAUUUGCCAAGAAAGAGGCUUUGCCAUCAUUGACUAGAUCAGGAUGUGCAUAUCUAAUGCAGGUCUGUCAGCUGGAGCAUCAACUAUUUGAUCACUUUUUCCCAUCUUCUUCAGAGGAUAGUUCAAAUUUGGCUCCAUUGGUUGAUCCUUUGUCUACUUACUUGUAUGACACACUGCGCCCAAAGCUCAUUCAUGAAACAAAUGUAGACCUUCUUUGUGAACUUGUUGACAUCCUUAAAGUUGAAGUCCUGGGAGAACAGCUCAGUAGACGAAGUGAGUCAUUGGCUGGUCUGCGUCCUACAUUAGAAAGAAUCUUAGCAGAUGUUCAUGAGCGAUUGACUUUCCGUGCUCGAACACAUAUUCGUGAUGAGAUAGCUAAUUUUACUCCUGCAGAUGAAGACUUAAAUUACCCUGCAAAGCUGGAGCAAUCUGCUGAGAUAAAAUCGGAAACUAAUUCUGCUGAUGGAAAUCCGGAUGUGUUCAAAACUUGGUACCCACCACUAGAGAAAACUAUAUCCUGCCUUUCAAAGUUGUAUCAAUCUUUAGAACCAGAAGUCUUCACUGGUCUGGCGCAGGAAGCAGUGGAAGUUUGCUCUGAUUCAAUACAGAAAGCUAGCAAGCUUGUUGCAAAGAGAUCAACACCUAUGGAUGGGCAGCUUUUCCUUAUCAAGCAUCUUCUAAUCUUAAGGGAACAGAUUGCUCCAUUUGAUAUAGAAUUUUCUGUCACGCACAAGGAACUUGAUUUCUCGCAUUUGCUGGAGCACCUGAGAAGGAUACUUAGAGGUCAAGCCUCGCUGUUUGACUGGUCUAGAUCAACUUCAUUGGCAAGGACCUUAUCUCCUCGUGUUUUGGAAAGUCAAAUAGAUGCCAAGAAGGAAUUGGAGAAAAGCCUAAAAGCUACUUGUGAGGAGUUCAUUAUGGUAGUUACUAAGCUAGUAGUGGAUCCCAUGCUUUCAUUUGUCACCAAGGUGACGGCUGUAAAAGUUGCUUCCUCUGGUGGUCAGAAUAAAAAAGUAGACUUGCUUAUGGCAAAACCACUUAAGGAUCAAGCUUUUGCUACUCCAGAUAAGGUGGCUGAACUUGUUCAGAAGGUAAAUGCUGCAAUUCAGCAAGAGUUGCCACCAGUGAUGGCAAAGAUGAAACUUUAUCUGCAGAAUCCAUCAACACGAACAAUACUUUUCAAACCAGUGAAGACAAACAUUGUGGAAGCCCAUAUUCAAGUGCAGAAAUUGCUGAAAGAAGAGUACUCCCCUGAAGAACAAAGUCUCAUUGAUAUGGUGUCUAUACCAGAUCUUCAAGCACAACUGGACAGUCUUCUUUAGGGAGUUUGUCAAACUUAUCAUUCUUUUCAUUUUUGGGUGGACUUUUGACUUUAUAUAAUUUUUUAAUCAAAUUCAGCAUACAUAGUUAGAUUUACUUUUAUCGCUAAAAAUUAAAGUUGGUAGGAAAAUUAAAAUUUAAUGUUAUGGGAGAAUUAUCCGUAGUUGAAUACUUGAAACUGAGAUAAGUAUAUUAAGCAAAUUUGUAGUUCUUGUUUGACUGUGAGGAAGCCAUAUAUGUUCAUUACUUUGUAGUUCCCAUUUGUUACAAUACAACGGCAAAAUUUAAUGUAAUGUUUUAACUCAGCACAUUAUAUACAUGUAUUGUUACUUUUGUAAAUUGUGUCUCCGAC